AUGGCUUGCAUCAGUGACGCCAAGUUCGGCUUCUGCGGCUAUUCCAACUCUGAGGGAUGCAGCUAUGCCAACAUGUACAAGGCAUGCGACGAGAAGACACUUCUUUCAUCCUCUUCCUUGCUUCCAGGAGGCCCAGAAUCCACCGAGACAGCCCCUUCUAUUACCUUCACAACUAUUCAACUCCCAACCAUCACUCGCACACGGAAGCUGGCCACCAAGUCCACUAUUGUCAUUCACACCGUUACGCCAGGUGGUGGAGCCUCUAACACCCCAUGCAACUCGGAUUAUGACACGCCCCCCGCCACUCUGACUGAAGUCACUCCUUCCAGCCGCACCAUUGUCGUUCAGACCGUGGUCGUCCAUGUGCCGCCGAAGAGUGCCAGUGUAUCUGGAUUGCAGUCGUACGGCAGCGUGCAGCUGAACCCUACCGUGGCCACUGUACCGCCAGCCGAUACGCCUGUCAUGGCUUCGCAACCAACUUCAGGCAGUCUCAGCCUUACCAACCUGGUCCCGUACGACCCUAUUCCAGGGGUUAAUGUUCCAACCAACACCACCAUUCUUGUUGUCACCUCCACUCCUGAAGAGCCCAUGUUCCAAACACUGAUCAUGCCGGACGACCCUUCUGCGAUAACCGCUACAUUCACCCCUGCCGUUGUCACGAAGAGCCCGGCCCUUCGCACCAAACUUGACGCCGGCGGCGCUGCAGGCGUCGUGGCUGCUUUCCUAAUCGCUGCGGGUAUUUGA
Molecule: messenger RNA, 744 nt
Organism: Colletotrichum graminicola M1.001
Lineage: Eukaryota; Fungi; Ascomycota; Sordariomycetes; Glomerellales; Glomerellaceae
Exons: 1
Coding region: 1-744 (247 amino acids)
Source: RefSeq, a predicted model, not a curated record